Mangifera indica (mango) is the source of this 2567-nucleotide messenger RNA. RefSeq names its product probable myosin-binding protein 5. NCBI's taxonomy places the organism in Eukaryota, Viridiplantae, Streptophyta, Magnoliopsida, Sapindales, Anacardiaceae. Gene Ontology annotation, molecular function: myosin binding. The transcript has 2 exons. The coding region runs from base 213 to 1763 and encodes 516 amino acids. The record is from RefSeq and is a predicted model, not a curated record.
AAUUUUGAAACCCAUAAUUGAACCUUACCCUUUCCCUUUUUUUCUCACUAAAUCACUGUCCUCCAUAGAGGAAGGUCAUGAUCUUGGUCUGGUUUGUCACCCUCAGGUCAUGAUCUUUUGCCUCAUCAUCAUCCUUUGGGAAUUUUCUAUCUAAACCUGCUUGAUUUUAAGCAACUUGGACAAGAACAAAAGUUGCAUUUCUUUGAUUUAGGAUGAGAGAAAAGGAAAAUAUGGCAAAGAGAUCAUUGAAGUGUUAUGUGGAACAACGAUUUGGAAAGUUUCCAUAUUUCUUGAUUUAUGCUGCUCUUGAAUGGGUGUUGAUCAUUAUACUUUUCAUUGAUGGGUUUCUUGCAUUUUUUGCAAAUGAAUUUGCUAAGUUCUUUGAGUUGAGAAUUCCUUGCUUGCUUUGUACAAGGAUUGAUCAUGUUCUUGUUCAAAGAAGUUCUGAUUUUUAUUACAAUGAAUCCAUCUGUGAGAAUCAUAAGAAAGAUGUUGCAUCCCUUGCAUAUUGCCAUGUUCAUAAGAAGCUCUCUGAUAUAAGGGAGAUGUGUGAAGGGUGUCUCCUUUCGUUUGCUACAGGGAAAGAUUCUGAUUGCCAUACCUAUAAAUCUCUUAUUGGGAUUUUACAUAAGGAUAUUGAAAUGUUUGUUGACGAUGAAUAUGAAAUUCAGUUGACACUUCCUUCUAAUAAGAAGGAUGAGUUGAUACUUAUGGAGAAGAGUAGUUUCAAUUGCUGUUCUUGCUGUGGGGAGCCAUUGAAAGUUAAAUACCGUUCAAAAGCUAAAAACAUUGGGCUCACUUCAUUGGCUCCUGCUCCUUCUCCACGAUCACCAUUCACCACUUCGAGAAAUGAGGAGUUUUGCCAGUUGGACUUGCCCCAGAUUCGAUUCACAGAACUCAAGCAUGUCUCGGAUAAUGAAUCAGAGGUUCAAGAGGACACUGCCAGUCUCACUAGGCAAUCAAGGGAAGAUGUCAAAGCUGCUACCGUUCCAUUGCUGACUGAUUCUGAAGAUUUUAAUGAAGAUAGAUCUCCUACAUUUGUCAGAGGAAACAGAUUCUUUGGAGUCGCACUCUCAGAUUCAGCUCAAAACAGUCCUAGGUUUAGCACAAAGGCUCUACAAAAAUCACUACCUGAGAAAACAGACGAUUCUAAAGAGUCUACUGAGGGAAAUGGAUCAAAUGAAGCAUAUGGUGACUCCAUUCUGCACCAAUUAAAUAGACAGGUUCGCUUGGAUCGCAAGUCACUGAUGGAUCUCUACAUAGAAUUGGAUGAAGAAAGGAGUGCUUCUGCUAUUGCGGCUAACAAUGCAAUGGCCAUGAUUACCAGGUUGCAGGCAGAGAAAGCAGCUGUUCAGAUGGAUGCUUUACACUAUCAGAGGAUGAUGGAGGAGCAGGCAGAGUAUGACCAAGAAGCUUUGCAAAUGACUAUGGAUAUGCUCUCCAAGAGAGAGGAAGAAGUUAAAGAAUUAGAGGCUGAGCUUAAUGCUUAUAGAGCAAAAUAUGGAUGCUUAAGCGAAGAGGAUUACCAAGAGUUUAAAUCAAAAUCUUACACACUCAAAAAUGUAAAAUCUGAAUGUAGCAGCUCAUCUGAUGGUUUUGCUAAAGUAUUGUCCUUCCAUGGUCGUGGUGGAUCAGUGAAGGAUCUUAACAGAUUGAAAACAGAUGAAAUAUUGGCGGGAACCAAAAGCCUGGGGCGUCUCAAAAGCCUUGACAAGAGAGUUCACUUCUCUUCAGAUAAUAUGAUCCCUUCCUCACAGUCUUAGCUGCCAAAGUUAUCCAUACAAAAGAAAGACAAGUACUGAUAUACAUACUAUUUUAUUUGACUAGAUGACAGAUUAGUGAAUUGCAAGAUGUGUUUUGCCCCUAAAUAAGAUAGGUGUGCUUGGUGGCCUGUAACUUUUGCUUCCCUCACCAGUCACCAGUCUGAAAUUAGUAGUUCCUUGGAAAAAACUGAAGAUACAAUGUUAUGGUUCUGCUGCCAAACUUUGUUGUAGAGUUUCCUCUUUUUGUAUAAGGCUAACGCUUUCCUUAAAACUUCCAAUGGCUACAGUCAAUAGGGAGAACUGAAAAUUUUUUAAUUAUCAAAUUUUCCUAUACAGGAAAAGAUAUAGUAGUAAGUAAGGUCAGGCUUAUGUCUCUGCAGAAAUUUAUAUUAGUGAUAUCAGUGAUCAUCGAAAAUUUAGUGAAGUCUAGUGUAAACUUACACAAUUGCUGGGACGACAGAACAUGGACACAGUAAUAUUCAGGUUAUGUUAUACCUUCCAUAAGCAUAUCCUUUGUUCAAGCUUCAAAGCAUAAUGCGGGGCUUGACUGAGAUUUUGUGUUUCUUAAGGGUGAUAGGAGAUCAUGUUGGAAAUGCCAUGUAAGGUACAGAAGGUCGCACAUAUACCUUAAAAGCUGAAGAACAAAUUGCAGAGUGGAAUAUAGACCCACCAAAGAGGUUGGUACUCUGAAUGAAAAUAACAUUUUUUACCAGAAUUUUUGUAUCACGUAUGGAUCUUUAUUUCUUAGCUUUCUUUUGUUCUGUGUAUCGAUAAAUUUUUCUAUCAUGAGCCACACUAUCUUUC